AUGAAAUUAACUCUAGCAUUCUAUUUUUCAAGUUUUAUGAUGGGAAUUUAAUAAGAGAAACCUUUUAAUCCUAUUUUAGGGGAAACUUUUUAAGGUAGGAUAAAAGGUUGUCCUAUAUAUUUGGAAUAGACUUCCCAUCAUCCUCCUAUUCCUAAUUAUAUUAUGUUUGGUAGAGACUAUAAAUUAUAUGGAGCAUUUAGUCCUGUUGUUAAUAUGGGAUGUAAUAUGUUCUGUUAUCCAAUUUAAUCCAAAAGAUAAAAAUCGUAGUUUCUUUUCUAAAUCUAAUUAACAAAUAGAUUAUUUUUUUUUUGGUUAAAUUCAUAAAGUUACUCCGAUUUGUAUUGAGAGAUGUAAAUUAGCACAUCGUACAGGUUCAGGAUUGAAUAUGAAACUUAAAAUAAAAUAAGAAGAAAUUUUAGAAAAUUAUGAAUAAUUAACUGGCAGAUGGACAUCUCAUCUAGAUAUAAAUAAUUAAAGAUAUUGGGAUAUUAAUGUUCAUAGGUACAAUAAUUAAUUUGUCAUAGACCUUUUAUUUUAGAGCUUGAAUCUAAACCACUACCAUNUAAUUUUGCUUAACAUUUAGAUAAAUAUAAAAUAAUUAGAUCUGCUUUAGUAGUUUAAAAUUCCAAGUAUUGAUUUUGAUAAUCAUUUAGUAAGUAAGAUUAUAAAAGUUUGUUGAUUGAAGAGAUAUAUGUUGAAUGUUAAGAUAAAGAUGCAGGAGAAAAAAUGUUGAAAGUCUUGUUAAUGAAUAUUACUUCUAAUGAUAGAAAUUUAAUUUAAAUUUAAGAAUAAAUUUAAUAGAUAACAGAAAAUGUAAUUACUAAAAAUUACGAAAAUUUAGAUACACUAUAAAUCUCUAUUAAACUAACAGAUUAAGAAAUCUUUAGAAUAACAUCUGAAUAACAUUAAAUAAAAUCUCCAGAAGAGUUUCUCAAACUCAUUGACAAAGUCUACACUGGAGAAUAUAUAAAUGAAGCCAUAAAUUCUUAUUCAGAUUAAAGAAUAUUAUAAGGAUUAACUUUGCAAUUAGAUAGUACUGAAGAAGAUGGACAUUUCUUGUAUACUAAACAUUAUAGAGUUGAUUCAUAAAGAGGUGGAUUCACUUAUCAUAAUGAAAGACUAUUAAGAGAUUAAAGAUCUGUACUCUUGAAUAUGAUCAAGAGAAUAGGAUCUAAUAUAAUUAAUGGUAAAUCUGUUAUGUCAGUUUCAUUACCAAUAUAGAUUUUUGAGAGCAGAUCAUUUUUGGAAAGAAUGGCAAGGGCUUAAAGACAUGCACCAUUAUUUUUGGAGCUGCAGCCCAAUCAAUUGAUGUGA
This is a messenger RNA of Paramecium primaurelia, 1314 nucleotides long. The record is from the annotation of a GenBank genome assembly. Lineage: Eukaryota; Ciliophora; Oligohymenophorea; Peniculida; Parameciidae.